Messenger RNA from Danio aesculapii, 2352 nucleotides. RefSeq lists its product as uncharacterized. The transcript has 11 exons. The coding region runs from base 148 to 1857 and encodes 569 amino acids. The record is from RefSeq and is a predicted model, not a curated record. Lineage: Eukaryota; Metazoa; Chordata; Actinopteri; Cypriniformes; Danionidae. Gene Ontology annotation, biological process: negative regulation of autophagy.
GCCUAAUAACAUAACGGGCUGUGAGAGAGUUUUCUACAGGAUAGCUAAUAACAAUUGCGGAAGACCUUGUACAGUGGCUCACCAGCUUUCUAAACUCGUUUUCUAAAAGCGUGAGAAGCACCAGAUGGUGGUUGCUGUCGCAGAGAAAUGGAGCUGUCGUCGGAGCACAUCAAGACCGCGAAUGUUGAAGAUGUUACCCUGAGAAGACCUUUCCAUCCAGCGCUCAGAGGAACCCUGUGUGUUACCAGCCACCACCUUCUGUUCUCCGACAGAAAGGAUGAAGCUUCCUGGCAACUUCUCUUGCUCCUCAAGAACAUCGAUGCCAUUGAGAAAAGUGUCGAGAAUCUUUUCGGAUACCCCAGGGCUGUUGGACAAUCCUCCGGUACAAUCACCAUUAAAUGUAAGGACCUGCUUGUUCUUCAGCUGGAAAUUCCUGGAAUGGAGGAAUGUCUGAACAUUGCCAGUUCUAUAGAGGCUCUCUCGUCUCUGGAAAGUGUGACGGAGAUGUAUCCCUUCUUCUACAGACCGUCACACCUCGCUCUGUGUGGCCCGUGGGGGUUGUCCUCAACAGAGGAAUAUUACAAACAAACAGAAAGGCUGUGGGACAAGUGGAGAGUGAGUACAGUGAACUCGGAUUAUUCUGUAUGUCCAUCGUAUCCAUGUGCCGUCAUUGUGCCUUGUGAGGUUGAUGAUGACAAGUUGGUCCGGUCUGCCCGCUUCCGACAGGGCAGCAGAUUUCCUGUCCUCUCCUACUGUCAUCACCGAAACGGAAUGGUGAUCAUGCGAAGCAGUCAACCUUUGACAGGAGCCAACAGGAAGAGGUGUAAGGAGGAUGAACUCCUUCUCCAGGCUGUGAUUGAUGAAUCAGAGAUGGGUUACAUCAUUGAUCUGCGCUCUGCCCAACAAGCCCAGCAGGCCCGGAUGACAGGAGGAGGUUUUGAGUCCAAAUCUUCCUAUUACAACUGGAAGAGAAUCCAUAGGCACCAUGAAAGGGGCAAGGUUCUCCAGGAGAGUCUUAUUAAGCUUGUGGAAGCAUGCAGUGAUCAGUCUCACAGCGUGGAUCGCUGGCUCAGUAAACUGGAGAACUCCAAAUGGCUUUCUCAUGUUCACAGUGCACUGUCCACUGCGGGUCUGGUGGCAGAGUGUGUGGAGAGGGAUGCUCACUCUGUGCUUGUGCAUGGCUCUGAAGGGACAGACAACACACUGCUGGUGAGCUCACUGGCUCAGCUCAUCCUAGACCCCGCAUCUAGAUCUCUCAGCGGCUUCCUCUGCCUACUGGAGAGAGACUGGAUACAGGCUGGACACCCAUUCCAGCAGCGCUGUGUUCAUUCAGCAUACUCUCAUGCCCGUCUAAAGCAGGAGUGCCCGACGUUCCUGCUGCUGCUUGACUGUGUGUGGCAGGUGUGGCGCCAGUUUCCUCUCGCAAUGGAGUUUAGUGAGGCUCUGCUGCUUCGUCUGGCACAAGAAGUUUAUGCUUCAGACUAUGGAACCUUCUUGUGUAACAGUGAGCAAGAGAGAUAUGCAGCAGGAGUGAAGGAGAAGACACACUGUUUGUUUCAGGCCUUAUUGAAGCCUGAUGUUGAUGAGCAGUACCUCAAUCCACUGUACGAACCCACAGAUCUGGCCAUUUGGCCUUCAGUACAUCCUCAGUCCUUACAGCUAUGGACAGGGCUGUUCCUCAGGUGGACAGAAUAUGCUCAGAACAUGGAAGAAGCCAGAGAGGAGGUGUGGAGCAUUGUGAAAGAGCACAAAGAGAGAGCUGGAUCUGACAGGACCAAUAAUAAUAACACAACAAGUACACACUGUGACACCUUGACCCCAUUUGAAAACCUCAUGGAUGAGCUUACUAUUUUGUGACCUCAUGGUAGAAUGGACACUGUGAAGCCUGCUGGAAAUAUACAUUUCUUGGCAAGAGCUUCAAUUAAAUUAGCAUCACUGCCUAUCAGAUUGGCUUGCAUUUAGAGGGCUUUCAGAAGUAAUGUAAUUUAUGAGAGCAAUCUGAUGUCGUUGCAUAGUAAUCAGAUAUACUGCCAUUUGAACAUCGGACAUGUUUAUGACUGUUUGUUUGUUUUUUGGUAAAUAGUUUUCACACUGUUACAGAAGUAAGCUAAAUGUUGACUCCGUGAGAAUGUGAGAAGUUCAAGAAACCCCCAGUAGGUUUGAUAAAGCUGCAGACAGCAUUUUCAAUAUGGUUGCAUGGUUUAAUAUCUGGAAUACUUCAAUCUGAUUGGUUAAUUGCUAUAUACAGCAUCCAAAUAUGUUCAAGUAUGACCUGUUGAUGAAAGAUCUAUAUGUAACUGUCCACUGAGAGGAUUUAAACUCAAAUAAACGUUUCAUUGCUAUGCAUUUAUU